UUCCUUUCCUCCACAACAGAUAUCCUCGUAAAGACACCACGACAGCGACGGCUCUGAAACAUGGCUCGCACCAAGAUCAUAUGCAUUAUAGGCAUCACGGGAAACCAAGGCAACUCUGUAGCGCAGCGUUUCCUGCAAGACCCAGUCUACCACGUCCGCGGCCUCACCCGCAACCCGUCUUCCCCGACAGCCCAGCGCCUAUCCUCCCAAGGCGUCGAAAUCAUCCCCGCAGACCUCAAUGACAUCAAUACCCUCAUCCCCGCCUUCCACGGCGCAACCCACAUCUUCAGCGUCACCAACUACUGGGAGCCCUUCUUCCACCCGGACUCUCGACAAAAGGCCACCGAUUCGGGCCUCUCCUGCCGAAGAUAUGCCUACGAAGUGGAACUCCAACAGGGGAAGAACAUCGCGGACGCUGCCGCGCACACGGUCGACUCGCUUGACCAGAACGGGUUUAUUGUCUCGACCCUCAGCCAUGCGCGGCACUGCAGUCGGGGGGGAUUUCGGGAGCUGUACCAUUUCGAUGCUAAAGCGGAGGUUUUUCCGGGCUAUGUCGAACAGAAGUAUCCCGUUUUGGCGGGGAAGAUGUCCUGUGUCCAGACGGGGUACUUUAUGUUGAGCUAUCGGUUGAUUCCGGGGGCGUAUCUUUGUAAGAAACUGACGGGUGAGGGCAAACCUACCUUCGAGACAGCCUUCACGACCGCACCCGAUAUACCAGUCCCUCACCUCGACGUCAAUGCUGAUUUAGGGACAUUUGUCUAUGCAGUUUCGAAAAUGAAGCCCGGAAAGAGGUACAUGGCCUGUGGUUCGACCUGCAGCUGGGUGGACUACAUGCGCGUAUGGGGCGAAGUAAAUUCCGUCUCCGCCCACUAUCGACAGAUUACCCUGCCCGAGCUGAUGAACAGAACGCCCGAUCGUGAGUUUGGUCGCGAGGUGGGUGAUAUGUUUUCCUAUUCGACGGAUCCGGGCUAUGAUGGUGGCGAUGAGGGGUUGUUGAUGGCACAGGAUAUUCGUGAUGCCGGCAUUGAGUGUCCCAUGACUGGUUUGGAGGAGUGGAUGAGGAAGGAAGACUGGUCGGGUGUUUUGGGUUGAGAAUCUGGCUGGAUGGGUGUUGGCAUGGUCGGUACUUCGUAAAGUCUACAGUGUACAGUGUACAGACGUUUCUGACUUUUUGGGUGGCUUAAGUCAGAUAUCAAAAAUAGCCACAGCUGUAAAUAGUCUAGCAAUAACUAACUAACCUGGGCAAGAACGGGGGUGGAGGGAGAAGAAAAGGACGGCAAAAAAAGGAAAGGAAUUUUAAUGCAUCAUCCGUG
Messenger RNA from Aspergillus heteromorphus CBS 117.55, 1313 nucleotides. RefSeq names its product NAD(P)-binding protein. Bases 61 to 1092 code for a protein of 343 amino acids. NCBI's taxonomy places the organism in Eukaryota, Fungi, Ascomycota, Eurotiomycetes, Eurotiales, Aspergillaceae. The transcript has 3 exons. The record is from RefSeq and is a predicted model, not a curated record.